This is a messenger RNA of Aureobasidium uvarum, 1137 nucleotides long. The record is from the annotation of a GenBank genome assembly. Lineage: Eukaryota; Fungi; Ascomycota; Dothideomycetes; Dothideales; Saccotheciaceae.
AUGCUAGCUCCCCAAAAUCUCGGCACGACCAACAUUCCCAACACGAUCAACUGGCGGUCCAUGACUGCCAACAUCGUAGACGCCUCAAUUGGUCAAGCUCUUGCUGCUGUCGAGUCUGCCGAACCCGAACUAAGCUCAUACCUCAAGUCCAAUGCCUCUGCCCUCACCAGAGACCGCGCCGGUGCCUACGACAAUGUCCUUAUUGCCAGCCAGGACGCUGCAGAUGCCACUAGAAGAGCCAUCGAAGAAUUGGAGAAGGAAAAGGUAGACGAGGGCGACAACAGAAUGCAAGAUUUGCGCAUCACCAGUCUUGCGGUCAACUACGCGCUUGUCAGCUGGCGUGUGGGCAGAAAUCGUGUUCUCAUUGGAUCCGAAGAUGGCAGACUGUUUGAAGAAAAGAAGACCAAAUCCAGCAAACGCACUCGUGACCAGCACAAGUCGGAGCCCAGAGGAAGCCAACUUGCUCGUCUGCGCGAGAGAGUUGUGCUUUACGAUUCGACUAUUCAAAGCAUUGACUCCAUCAAGGAGUUGAGAGGUGCCAUGAGAGACGAGAGCUUUGUGCGUGAGGUGGACGGCAAGCGUGCCUACUUCCAGGCUCUGAGAUGCCUCAACAUUGCAGUCUCGCACGCUCUCUUGUCGGAGCAUGUCAACGCUCUUGCUCUUCUAGCCCGCGCACUUGAACUUGCAAAGCAAUGCGCGAGCUCAUUACCAUUGACUUCAUCCGACUCAAACUCUGCGCCUACCCUCGACAUCCACAAGUCUCAAGCCGAUGCACUUCAGACUCAGCUCCAGCAACUCGUGUACAGACAUCAAGCACUGGUGGACCUGCACAAGUUCCACGACAAUACAUCGAUCGCAGCAGCCAAGCACAUGUCCACAGCUGCCCCUCUUGUCCAACGCCUCAGCGACUUCCCCACACCAGGCGUCAAUGUCAAUCUCAAAAACCUGGUCACUUAUCCUCCCAAGAUCGAGCCGAUCCCUGUCAAACCAUUAUUCUUUGACGUCGCAUGGAACUACAUUGAUUAUCCGACCAUGGGCAAGCAAGUGGUGGAAGCAAAGGCGGCUGUGAGCAACGUGAUAGCCGAAGAGAAGCCCAAGGAGGAAAAGAAAAAGGGCUGGUUUGGAUUUGGACGAUGA